UUGUAAUAUAUAUCUGUUCCAAAAAUUUAUAAAUCUAAGUUAAUAUAAUUCUAUCUAAAAUUGAAAGCUUUUAAUUAAUAGAUUAGAUUAAUAUGCCACCUGUUAUCCAAAAUGCACCUGUGAGUCGAAAAGACCCAGAUAAAGGAAAAGAAGGUUUUGUAUGCAAUGUCAAGUACACAAAUGUUUUGCCAGAUAUUCCUUUUGAUGGGAAAUUCAUCUCUUACCCUUUUGAAGCAAAUAGGUUUAUUGAAUACAAGCCAACAUCAUUGGAGAGAAACUACAAAAAUGAACUGCUUACAGAGCCAGACCUUGGUGUUUCUAUUGACUUGAUCAAUCCAGAAACAUACGAUAUUGAUAUGAAUGUUGAGUUAGAUCCAGAAGAUGAAAAGUUAUUAGAAGAAGACCAUAUUCCACAAGCAGAUCAAAAACGACACCAGCAGCACACCAAGACAGUAUCUUGGCUUCGUAAAACUGAGUAUAUAUCAACUGAGUAUAAUCGAUUUCAAACAAGCAGUGAAAUGGCAGAAACAAAAGUUGGAUAUUCAUCUAAGAAACAAUCUAAACUUGAUAUUGAUCUUUAUAAGGAUAGAGAAUCACAAAUUGAAGCAAUUGAAGCAAGUUUUGAAGCUGCAAAAAAACCAAUUACAUGUCAUGACACAAAUGCUAGGAUAAAACCUGUUGAAAUUUUACCUGUUUUUCCAGAUUUUCAAUUUUGGCAUAUGCCAUGUGCACAUGUUAUUUUUGACACUGAGCCAACACCCCGUGGAAAAACAGUUCCUGCAACUGUUGAACAAAUGUCACUAGGAAUGAUUAGAGGAAUGGAAGAUGAAAGUGGCGAUCAAUUUGUGGCUUAUUUUCUUCCUUCUGAUUUGACACUAAAGAAGAAAAAACAGGAAUUAGACAAUAAUGAGCAACCUAACCCAGAUGAAGAGUAUGAAUAUAAACUAGCUCGUGAAUAUAAUUGGAAUGUCAAAAAUAAAGCUAUUAAAGGAUUUGAGGAAAACUACUUUUUCGUAUUUCGUGAGAAUGAAGGUGUUUUUUACAAUGAGUUGCAAACAAGAGUACGUUUAAAUAAAAGAAGAGGUAGAGGUGGAGCUGGUGGUAUAUCCUCCUCUGUAUCAAAGUUAAUUGUUAAAAACCGUGAACCAACUGAAAAUGAAGUAAGACUUCAGAAUGCACGUUUAGUACAACUAGAAAAUCUAGCGCCUGACGAUGACGAUGAAGAAGUUGCAGAAGAAGAGCAAGCUGAGGAUAACAAAAACGAACAGUCAAAGCAACCCGAAAAAACAUCGAGCGAGCAACCAUCUAAAGAGGAAAACAACUCUGAUUCAGCAAGCGAUUUGUUUGGCUCAAGCUCAAGUGAAGACGAAGAUUAAGAAACACGAAAUAUAUUUAUUUAAUAGAUUACUUUGAUUUAAA
This is a messenger RNA of Hydra vulgaris (swiftwater hydra), 1419 nucleotides long. RefSeq names its product RNA polymerase II-associated factor 1 homolog. The record is from RefSeq and is a predicted model, not a curated record. Lineage: Eukaryota; Metazoa; Cnidaria; Hydrozoa; Anthoathecata; Hydridae. Gene Ontology annotation, biological process: transcription elongation by RNA polymerase II. Gene Ontology annotation, cellular component: Cdc73/Paf1 complex. Gene Ontology annotation, molecular function: chromatin binding; RNA polymerase II complex binding.